Lepisosteus oculatus (spotted gar) is the source of this 4609-nucleotide messenger RNA. RefSeq names its product COP9 signalosome subunit 8 (gene cops8). Gene Ontology annotation, biological process: COP9 signalosome assembly; protein deneddylation. The record is from RefSeq and is a predicted model, not a curated record. NCBI's taxonomy places the organism in Eukaryota, Metazoa, Chordata, Actinopteri, Semionotiformes, Lepisosteidae. Gene Ontology annotation, cellular component: COP9 signalosome.
CCCGGAAAGGGAAGUGUUUUCAUCUGUUACUGUUUGGGUUGGUUUUCCAAAAAUGCCAGUGGCGGUGAUCAUGGGAGAGAAUUACAACAAACUUCUGGAGCAGUGUGAAACACAGGAGUUGGAGGCACCUGGUGGCAUUGCGACUCCUCAAGUGUACGGGCAGCUGCUGGCCCUAUAUCUCCUGCACAAUGACAUGAAUAAUGCCCGGUAUCUUUGGAAGAGAAUCCCACAAGCAAUCAAAUCUGCUAACCCUGAACUGGCUGCUAUCUGGGGUGUGGGCCAGCGGAUCUGGCAGAGGGACUUCCCAGGAAUAUACACAGCAAUUGCUGCUCAUCAGUGGUCUGAAACCAUUCAGCCAGUCAUGGAGGCUCUCAGAGAGGCAACACGGAGGAGGGCCCUUGGUCUGGUGGCUCAGGCUUACACCUCAAUCACAGCUGACGAUUUUGCUGCUUUUGUGGGGUAUACAGUGGAAGAAGCUGUAAAGGGAGUUGUGAGUCAAGGAUGGCAGGCGGACCCCAACACCAGGAUGGUAAUGCCACAGAAGCCAGAUCCUCCCCCAGUUUCCCUCGUUCCUAACGAGCAGCAGUUGGCUAGACUCACUGACUACGUGGCCUUCCUUGAGAACUGAUAAAUCCUGAGCCUGUACAUUCAACAACAGGCAGACCCUCAGUGAAGUGGACAGUAAAGUGAGGGAAUCCCAUUUUCCUGGAUAACUGUGCUCCAGUUUCGUUUUAUCCCACGAUACGCAUGUUUUACAUCAAAGGCCCCACUCUCCAGGAAUAGCUGUCUUUCUUAUACAGAUCUUAAAAUGAAGAAAAAAAUCAGCCUUCAAAUAUAUCUCCAAGCUGUUUGGUGUGCCAAUUCUACAUAUAUUUGUGUGUGAAUGAACAGAUGUCCUUUGAGAGUUCUGAAAACCCCUGUUUGGAAGAAACUAUUUCAUCACUUCUUCUCUUGUUUUUAUUACAAACCAUUUCAUUGGUGAUCGUUUCUCUCAGUUUGGCAUGCCGUGCAGUUUCUGUUACUAAAGUGGAAGACGGUUUCUAAGGAAACUCUGACAUCUGUGUACAUUGACUUACAAAACUCACAUGUGCACAUGGUAAGUUAAAUAUAGACUGCAUGCCUUGGCUCACAUGAAAGAAUAACAGGAGUCUCAAGUGGCAGAAUUAACAAAUGCACAUUUUUUUUCUAGAGUAUCCUAAGCAAUUAGUAUGUCAUAUUGUCUUUGUGCGUCUUCAAAUGCCCUUUACUGUUCAGAAUUCACCCUUAUGAAGUCCAUCUUCCAUUGACUAGCUUAAUUUAGAAAUGUAACUGUAUUGCUUGUAAAUAUGUAUAAUGCAUAGCACUACCUGAUGAGGUCCUAGUCAUAAAGCCACACACAUGAAGAACUUUAAAAUGUCUUUUUGGUUAUGAUUAGAACAAUUUUAACACAUUGGUAAAUAAUUGAUACAUCUUCACAAAAGGUUUUGAAAACGUCAUUUAAACUGUGAUUGGUGUAGGGAGUAUCUGUAUGGUCUUGGUUGAGGUUUUAAAGUUGAGGUUUUGUUAAAUCUUAACACGGGUGCAUUUCCAAAGAAUGUCAAUUUUGUAGCUCUCACAAGUACAGUUUAUUGAGGAACAAGUGGCUGCUGUGUUAAAAAGUUUGAACAUAAUUUCAGAAAAUACUCUUAACCUUUUUUUUAUAAACAGUCAUAGCUUGUUGGGAAUGUUUUCUGUUUAGUAACAGAAUUGAGAUUUUGAAAAUUUGAAGUUAGUGAUUUGUUUUUUUCAUUUUUUAAAAAGCCUCAAGGGACUAUACAGUAUUGGCAUCUUUCUAAAUAAGAACUCUACAAAAUGUGGAAAAUUAAGCCUGUAAUUCUUAAAAAAACUAGUUUGUUACAUUUCUUAUUGUUUUAAGACUUGUCUGUGAAGCAGUCUUAAAAUUGCCUCGGCACUUCCUGUUUACAUUACUCUCCCUUGAAGAUUAAAGGCCUGUUAUUUAAAAAACUGAACUCCAUAUGAUUUUCACUUUAAAAUAAAUAUGGUUUCUAUUACAUUUGUGCAUAUUUGUAUUACAAUGUGCAAACAUUAAUUGGCUUCAGUUCCCUCUUAACAUGCAAUAGCUUUUAAUAUUGUUUGUCUGUAAGCAAUGUGCUGAACAAGCCAAUGAAAUAAAAUGCAACCCACAGACCAUCCCGUGUGACAAUUAUUAAAAAAUGCUCUAUUUCCGAAUCAUCUGAUUCAAUUUUUCACCAUGAAUUGGGCAAUCUUAAAAUAUUUACAGACCAGAAAAGAGCUUUAUAUUUGAUAGCAAAUACUGUAUCUUCACAGUUGUUUUCAUAUUUAGACAAGAAAUGGAUAACCUUGUAACUAUUGGAAACAGCUCAUUCACAUUGGAAUUUGUGUAGUUGCUGUUCAUUGUUCUGUAUCAGUUGGGAUAUAGACAUAGAUGGUUGUAAUUGAACUGCCUCAGAAAAUAAAAGUUAAAUGCUGUUUUAAUCGUCCAAUACAAUAGUUUUAGCAUAUUUAUAUAUACAGUAUAUAACAAGGCAAUGCUUUUCUUGAAUGAGGUUAAACAGCACUAUCACAACUUCAUAAUCACUACACAACACGAUAGAAGAACUUGCAUAAUCCUUUGCAAUCAUUUAUACAUAUAAAAUGAGACUUUUUUUAAUGGUUCAUAAGACAUUUUGUCCUGAAAAGAAAUAGCUGAACCUGGGGUUCAGAUUCAUCAGGUAAAAAUAAUGGAAAAUGCCAUUAAGAGACUUGAGAGUCACAGGGAUUCGGAUGCCACAUUAGUAGUCCCGUUACAUUUGAUGUGACAUUUUAUUGUGUUAUAUGGUUUUUAUUCUUGUUUUAUCGUGCUGUGUAGUGUUUCUAAAGGAGUUUCAAUGACUUUCAGUCUCAUUCAAGCAACUUGUUACUGUAUGGUAUUGGUAUGUUACUGUACUCUUUCUGGUGAUUUCAUCCAUUAUGACAUUUAGAGAUUGUCCACUAGAGACAAAUCUUUGCAUACCCAGUCAGCUUUAAUAUGUGACUUAAUAAUAUGAUCACAAAGUCUAAGUCUAAAUGGAAACCAACAAUUUUGUACUUCUCGAUAUAACAAGAUCUACAGUUUUUACAGCUAAACAGUGCUUAGUGAUUCAAAUUAAAUAAUACAUUGAGGAAAUCUCUCAAUUUUUUUAACUUUUGGAUGUGCACAGUGGCAAAAUAAUGAAAAAGACUGUGCUUUUCAAAACCAUCUGAUACACUUAGAAAAACCUGUUUCAGUUUUAUAACUCUUUGAUUUGUAAUAUAUUUUAACUCACAUUUGCACUAUGAACACCCUUUGUGUAAGAACAUAACUUAGCUAUUGAUCACUUAUCAAAAGAAGACAUGGAUGAUUAAUGGUGAUUGGACUAUAAAGACCUAAUGGCAGGAUAAAAGCUGAAAAACAAAAUGUUCUCUUGACCACAUUGCAACCAGAGGACUGCAGCUGUUGCUCUCAAGUCUUGGAUGUAAAAUCCAAAAUGAGCUUUGUGCUUUUGGGAGUGACCAUUAAAGAGCUUUUCUGAUUGAGAAAUUAAUUUCUUUGCUGAAAUAACUGGUUACCGAAUAGCCGAAGUAAUUAAAAAGACAAAAAAUAUUAAAGGAAAAUAGUGUAACAUUUGAAAAAAGGAAACAAAGUUGUGAUUUUCACUUUUGUGUAUAUGACAUCCAUUGACUUUCACGACAGAAGACAUCUUAAAUACUUAAUUAAAGCAAUUUAAUAACAAAGAUUAAUGGCUUUCUAGGACAGAGUGUAAGCAAUAUGUUUUUACUUCCAAUCUGUUUGGAAUGUCUCAGAUAUCCAACAUGUGUAACUGCAUGUACAGUACCAACACUCAGCUGACUUAACAAUGUGCUGGUGUCAAUCACUUCUAUUUAAACACAUUUUGAAAGUAUCACAUGGUACACACCGUUAAUCCAUUACUAUUUUUUAAGUAAAGCAAGACAUAAAAUCCCAAGUACUUUAUGGAAAGUAUAAUUAAUGAACAAUAUUAGUUUAUAUGUACAACAAAUGUUUACCCACAAAGUGCAGUGGUGUCUGUGGGAUGGAGGUAUUGGAAUUCUAAAGCUACUUAAUAUAAGUUUUGGCACAGUUUUAUUUUUUGUUUAAAUGAUUCACAUAUAUUUUAUGUUUUGAGACCUCAUAACUAUUAUAAAUUAGGGACAAGGAAAGUGAUAUAUCUAAUAAAAAAUGCUAAGGUUAUCUAAGGGCAUUCAUAAUUGCACCUCUGCAUUUUGUGGUUACUUCCAAACAUUAUGAUUCAUUGUAUUGGCAGAAAGUGUGACAACUAUUGGAACUAUUGCUCAAAGUUCUUACCAAGAAAGGAGUUUGUCUUACGUAAUCAUGUGGAGUCUACUUUCUGCAAAUGUAUUUCUUAAAGAUGUCAAUAUUCAGUGUUGGUGUCUGCUCCGCACUGUUCUAUAUUAUAUAAUUUUUAUUUGCAAAGCAGUGGCAACAGAGGAUACAGAAUAUUUUUAUGUCAUAAUGUUGCAUUAGCAAGGAUCCACAGUUGUAGGAAACUAACACCCUGAUAUAAGUCUCUUUUGAAUAAAAUGAUGAAUGUGGUAAUGUAUUCUUAAAAAAUAAAAAAGGAAGUAAAAAUGA